UCGGUGUGACGCAGUCAGGGAGAGGAGCUCUUCUCUCCUCACUUCCUUGUUGUGUGGAGAGGCAGGCGCCAGCGCCUAUUCAGAGCGACGCAAACCACAAACAGCGAUAUGUUUGCCUUCGUCCCUCUUUAACUAAAGUCCAUCUUUUUCGCGGACAAUAGCCGCCGACAUGGCCUGCGCCGAGUCAGACGUGGACUUGUGCUCCGUUCCUCUCGUGGCGCUCAACGUGCGGGUCAGGAAAAAGUUGGGACUCUACCUGAACCCCAAGCACACGGUCGCCGCCGACUGGAUGGCUGUAGCGGAGACCAUGGGCUUCUCUUACCUGGAGAUCAAGAACUACGAGGCGUGUAAAGACCCCACCAAAACCGUCCUGGAGAACUGGCAGGCUCGGACCGCCGACGCGUCCGUGGGAAAGUUGCUGUCAAUUCUCAAGGAGGUGGAGAGAAACGACGUUGUUGAAGACCUUCGCCCCUUGAUAGAUGACGAUGUCAGGAAGUAUUGUGAGAGCCUGAAGAAGCAAGCUGAGCCUCCUGUUCAAGUCCAUGAAGUGGACAGCUGUGUCCCCCGCACCCCAGAGAGGUUUGGCCUGACCACUGAGGAUGACCCUGAAGGUGCCCCUGAGAUGUUUGAUGCCUUCAUCUGUUACUGCCCGAGCGACUUUGAGUUCGUCCAUGAGAUGAUCCGGGAGCUGGAGCAGACGGACUACAAGCUGAAGCUGUGUGUGUUCGACAGGAAUGUCCUCCCGGGCUCCUGCGUGUGGACCAUCACCAGUGAACUCAUUGAGAAAAGGUGUAAGAGGAUGGUGGUGGUGAUCUCUGACGAGUAUCUCGACAGCGACGCGUGCGAUUUUCAGACCAAGUUUGCUCUCAGCCUUUGCCCUGGAGCGCGAAGUAAACGACUCAUUCCAGUGGUGUACAAGGCGAUGAAAAAGCCGUUCCCCAGCAUCCUGCGCUUCCUCACCGUGUGUGACUACACCCGCCCCUGCACCCAGGCCUGGUUCUGGAUCCGACUGGCCAAAGCUCUCUCGCUGCCUUGAUCAACCACCAGGCAGUUAAUGUUUCAAAGUGCCUUUGCCAUUAAAUUAAAUGGAAUAUAUCGACAGUGCCCAAAUGUCACAGGAUACAGGUCCAAGUACAGCUUGUAAUCCACAUUUCGUUGGCAUUAGAACCCACUCGUGAUUUACUUUACCUAUUAAUAAUGCAGUUUGGAUUUCUUUUAGGAUGACUGCAUUUUGUGUAUGAUCAUCAUAAAAGCAAAGCUACGGUAUCAAAUAUCAGCACGGUUUUGACUGUAUCACGCUAUUAGUUGUUUGUAAGACUAGUCAAAUGGUUUUGCCUGAGCAUAUAUGUAUGUGUGUUUUGCUGGAAGCAUCUUUUUUUUACAUGUAAGAAUAGAUUUACUGCAGUCUCCGUCAAAGGUUUUGUAUGCGUGUUCAGCUCACUUCCUCUCAUGAAUGAACUUCUAGAUUAAAUGUAAGCAAAUGAGGAAGAGAUACUGGGAUUGAGAACAUACAUGGUUUAAUUUCUUCAAUCUUACAGCACUGUUGAUUUUAAAUGUUCAUUUGGAAAUAAAUGUACUUUUUCUAGGAUAAUUUCUUAUUUGUACGGUUGGCUCACAUGAUGUCAUAAAAGCACAACAUGUCCUGAAAUUCCUCAGCAUGACUGAAAGUCCUGAGUUUGUUAGGUUGCGCCACCAGCAGAUGUCUCUCACGCGAUGCUGUAAAGAGAAACGGUUCAAUUGGCUAUAAAAAAUAUCCAAUCUGAGGGCACCGUCUAUGUCACUGCCCAAUCAGAAGGCAGACCGAUCUGGGAAGUAAUACUCCUCUUUAAAAAAAACAUACAUUUGACGUAUAUACCCUAAUUUUAGCUUUUCACUGAGAUUCUGGUUGAUAGUCUCAAGUCAAUGAUUGACUCCGUUACUAUGAAUAGGAAAGGAGUACAAGUACUAGUUUGUUCGGUGAAUGAGUAUAAUUUUUUAUAGCCUGCUGUGCUUACUUCGGUGAUUGAAACACCAAUAAAUAUGCAGCCAUUGUGGAACUCGUCGGUUAAUUAACGUAAGCACACUUCGACAGCGGCUCGCGGAUAAAUGAAAAUGAAAACAUACAUUCACAGAUGUGCGAGGGGCUUUCUCUGUACGGCCCCGUGCUGUGUGAAUAGCAGAAACACUGAUACUUCCCGCAUUGCCUGUUAACAGCAGCUAAAAACCCUUCCUCACCAGACCGACUGCGAUUACUUUCCCCCAACUGACCACGGCAGGACUGCGGCGCUCGCGCGGUGUACCACUUUCAAUAUGUCCGCCACGGAGGUUCACAUUUGCUCAGGAGGAAUGCGGUAGGCGGGGCUGCUAGGCUAGUGUCAAACUUUGGGAAUGACAGGAGUGCUGCAGGAUUCGAAAAGAAGGGGAAGUGUCGCCCUUGUUGGUUCUGUUUGGAUUACUUUGACUCAUUUUUCCAAACAGUCUCGGGAUUCGUCACCUUUCUAGAGAUAGUUCGGUCUGAGCAGAUUCUUCAGCCAUGUCGGAGGACCCCAACUCCCAACCCUGGUCCAUCAACAAAGAUGAUUAUGAGCUACACGAGGUGAUUGGGAGCGGCGCCACAGCGGUGGUUCAAGCAGCCUACUGUAUACCUCGCAACGAGAAGGUGGCCAUCAAACGUAUCAACCUAGAGAAGUGCCAGACCAGCAUGGACGAGCUCCUGAAAGAGAUCCAGGCCAUGAGCCAGUGCCACCACCCCAAUAUUGUGUCUUACUACACCUCCUUCGUUGUAAAGGAUGAGCUGUGGCUGGUUAUGAGGCUGCUCAGUGGUGGUUCAGUGCUGGACGUGAUCAAGCAUAUCAUCUCACGGGGUGAGCACAAGACCGGCGUCCUGGACGAGCCCAGUAUAGCCACAGUCUUAAAAGAUGUGCUUGAGGGCUUGGAGUACCUACACAGGAACGGACAGAUCCACAGAGAUCUUAAAGCCGGAAACAUUCUCCUCGGAGACGAUGGAUCAGUGCAAAUUGCAGACUUUGGCGUCAGUGCCUUUCUAGCCACAGGAGGCGACAUGACCCGGAACAAAGUGCGCAAGACAUUUGUGGGAACGCCAUGCUGGAUGGCCCCAGAGGUCAUGGAGCAGGUGAGGGGUUAUGAUUUUAAAGCAGAUAUAUGGAGUUUUGGGAUCACGGCCAUAGAGCUUGCGACAGGAGCGGCGCCUUAUCACAAAUAUCCACCAAUGAAGGUUCUGAUGCUGACGCUGCAGAAUGACCCACCGUCUCUGGAGACCGGCAUCACGGACAAGGAGAUGCUCAAAAAGUAUGGCAAGUCCUUCAGGAAGAUGAUCUCCUUGUGUCUACAGAAAGAGCCCGAGAAAAGGCCAACCUCCUCAGAGCUGUUGAAGCAUAAAUUCUUUCAGAAAGCAAGGACCCAUGAGUUCUUACAUGAGAAGCUACUUCAGAGGGCGCCCACAAUAACAGAGAGAUCAAAAAAGGUACGUCGGGUGCCAGGCUCCAGUGGCCGGCUGCAUAAAACGGAGGACGGCGAGUGGGAAUGGAGCGACGACGAGCUGGACGAGGAGAGCGAGGAGGGCAGGGCGGCCGUGGCAGCUCUGAGGUCUCCAAGAGUAAAGGAGGGAUCCCAGAACUCAGAGAUUUUCCAGACUCCUGAGCCUUUAAGUAGUCAACCCCCGCCGCCGGCCUCCGGCCCGGCUGAACUACCUCAGGCUGCAGGCCAGGUUCCCCUGCAGCCCACUCCAGCCAGCACUGCCCCCGCCGCCGCUGCUCUCACCCAGAUUCCAGCUGCCUCCAGCGACGUUACAUCUCCCAUUAGUUUGGUAUUAAGGUUAAGGUAUGUUAUUAAGAAUCUCAAGAUGAUUUCCGCUUUGAAUUCAUGCCGGGGAGAGACACAGCAGAUGGGGUGUCCCAGGAGCUGGUGUCAGCAGGCCUGGUGGACGGGAGGGACUUGGUAAUAGUUGCUGCCAAUUUGCAGAAAAUAGUCGACGAGCCUCAAGCCAAUAAAAAUGUCACUUUCAAACUGGCUUCUGGAAUCGAGGCGUCUGAAAUAUCAGAUGAUGUCAAGUUGAUGGGCUUUGCUCAGCUCAGCAUCAGUUAAACCGUUCUUCUACCUGGGACCGUGACUUGCCUAAAAAAUGUGAAAAUAAUAAAAAAAAGAAAUCGUUUAAAGCAUUUUUUUUUUCUUUCAAUGGCUGUAAAGAAACCACUACUGCCAAAGAAAAGAGUACCGUUUUGCCACCCAUAGGAUUAUGAAAUACCGCCUCGUUGAAUCGGGCGGUCAGCUGAAGUAACAGAACCUGCAGUGAGAGAAUCACUCGAGAAAAAAGUUUACAGUGUAUACAUAGAAGGAUGCAAGCAUCUGCUACAAACCGUCUCCAUUCACCGUUCUGAUCCCCCUCCUUCUGUUUCUCUCUAAUAUGUGAUGCAUUUGCACAAUCUGAACUAAUGCCCUCGAACCCUGAUAAGUGUAACAAUGCCUUAUUUUCAUCAGAACUACUGAAUGCACGUUUCCGGGGGACAGCCCCAGUGACCAUAUGGAGCAUUAUGUUUUCCCAGUUGCACAAAUGUGGCUCCAGGUGCCAGUGUCAAACUUUUUACUUCAUCUUUAAAGAAGGUGGGCUGCACGUACCCUUGAGCUCAAAUAUAUCUCCAUCAAGUAAUGCCAGAUUACUGUAUUUCUUAUUUGGUGUGUGUUUCUUUAUCUUCAAUGCGAGGUUUGUUUAUAUCGGCAAAUCCCAUGAAAGGAUCGAAACCAGCAAAGUUUGUCAUUCUUUGAUCUUUAGGCCAGAAAAACCAAUUUGUUCCUAAUAAAAUGCAUUGUGUCAUUUUAAGGGAUGUGAUCAUUUUUCAUCAGAUGCACACAGAUGCUGCGUGUGCAGGGGACUAUUUUCAGCAGUGGAUUCGUAGGCUGACUCAAACUGAACCACAGGGGUUUGUUCGUCUCAGUGAAGGUUGCAGAUUUACUUUGGAGACUGAGGUACAAUCGGAUCAGCAAAAAUUUUAAUAGCUAUCAGUGGGUGUGCAGACAGGAUUUGAUCAUUAGUUGUUGGUCUUUGUCAUGGGAUUUGUUGACAAUAAAAUGGCAAAACAUUAACUCAAGAAUAUUCCAAAAUAGUUCUAACCUAAUUUUAGUGACUCCGCCCUUUAGUAAAAUUCCAAAUUUCCUGUCAAAUGAGAUCAGAAUGAAAAUCUGGUUGCAUUUUUCUGCCAAAUCUACCUUCUUGUGAUUAUUUACUGAAGUAAAAAGUUAUUUUUUCAUUUUUUUUUUGUGACAGCUGCCACCACGUUUUUUUUAUCUGUCUGGUAUUAGUUUGUGUCUGUUUCCAAUCGGUUUCAAAGAUUCUUUAAGAAAAAGUAAGACUUAAGUGCAUAUUUGUUUAUGUGGAUGAGAAAAAAAAAGGACUUGAUUUCAGCUUUAGUGUGUAAAUAAUGGCGUUUGGCUUUGAUUUGUUUUUCUACUGUGUUGCACUCUGCCUUUCUUUUCCCGCCUCAUGACUCGACGGUGGCUCGGAGUGAGACGAAUCCCCUCAUUUUCCCAAGACGCGCUGCUGCUGACUUUGUCGCAAAUUGAUGCUCGUUUUGCCUUCCUGCUUCAGAAACCUUCAGCUGUUGAUAUUUUUGCCUUUGAGGAGUUUGUUUGUAACUUACCUUGGAGUCACCGCUGUCCUCGUGCACUGUUGAGUUUUCCCCCCAAAAAGCCUCCACCUCUCAUAAAGAAGACUCCAAGUGGAGCCUGCUGACCGUUUCCUGACCUUCCCACCAACACCUGAGCUCACGCAGCUGCUUUGACAUUCUUAAGUUGUGCAAUUGCAACCGUUUGAUUCCACUGAACCCAGAAGAAGAUCUGGGCUUAUCGGUACAGAUGUUGCACAUCUGCUGUCUGGAUGUUUUUGUGCUUUAACCCACAUUAAGACACAGUCCGAUGAUGAUGAAGGUUGAUCCACCAGACUGUUUCAGUGUGCAGACACGAAAAGCCAGCAAGGUUUUAGUAUUUUUAAUUUGGUGUUGUGACCAUCCCGUUGCCAUAUAAAACUAAACUAAAUGCAUUUUUUUCCCUUGCUGAUGAAAUGUCCAGAGGAAAGCUUUGUGUCUGGAUUAGGACGAUGAAUUACUCGAGCCUUAAAAAAUGACCAAGUGUACUCUUGAGGUUUUUUUUUUCCUGUUACUUUGAGCUUUUUAUUCAGACCUUCAGUGUGUUUGAAAUGGAGCGAAGAAACCCCAAAUAAAUAUACACCAGUGCUCUCCCUGAUGUGGAAGCAACAAAGUCGGCCAAUAGUUUGAUGUCACUUUUCAGUUUCAUCAAACUGCAGUCUUCGGUGCCAUUGUCCAAACCUGUCCUGACAGCUGGCAGGACAAGGAUCAGUGUGUGUGUGUGUGUGUGUG
Molecule: messenger RNA, 6368 nt
Organism: Menidia menidia (Atlantic silverside)
Lineage: Eukaryota; Metazoa; Chordata; Actinopteri; Atheriniformes; Atherinopsidae
Source: the annotation of a GenBank genome assembly